Molecule: messenger RNA, 888 nt
Organism: Colletotrichum fioriniae
Lineage: Eukaryota; Fungi; Ascomycota; Sordariomycetes; Glomerellales; Glomerellaceae
Source: RefSeq, a predicted model, not a curated record
AUGGAUCUUCUUCACGAGCUUGAGUCCAUGGCUGUGAUCCAACAGGACAAAAUUGAACCGGAGUACGACAAGAUCAAGAGGUGGGAGUCCCUUUUCGGCUACACAUACUCCGAUGCUGCACAGAAGAUCCAGGAUCAUCGAUCCAACUUUGCACGAGUUCAAGUCUCUGAACUCCACUGGGACAUGGUUCGCGAAGAGAAAGAAUCACAGGGCUACGACAAGGAGUCUUACGAGUAUUCUUGUAACCUCCCGCGAACCCAGACAUCGCACGUCGAGCAAAGUACUCAGACCAAAAAGAAGAAGAAGAAGUCCGAUACCUACCUCCUCAGGCUAGAGAGACCUUUCUCCAGCCCCGGGGAUGUUCAAAUGGUCUGCGGUGCUUCUUCCAUGCUGCCCUUGAGAUUUAGCGGCACAGACGACGACGGCGCUGCUGCCUCUUUCUGCAAGGUUGACGAAGCAAUCAUGAAGAUUCUCCUCAAUCACCUUUCCGCCAUCGGUACCGAGUCCGACAUUAAGUUCGACCAACGACUGCUCCCGGCUCAGGACCAGUACCCAGUCUGGUACUUCUUCUAUGGCACCCUUGCGGAUCCUAACGUCCUAAACAAUCUUCUCGGCAUUGAGACAGUUUAUCGAGCUGCAAAGGUUCGCGGUGGCCGUCUUGUUACCUGGGGUGGAAAGUACAAAGCCUUGGUGGAUGCGCCAGCCUACAAUAAGGACUGCGUAUAUGGACACGCUUUCCUUGUUAAGAACAAAGAUCAGGAGGAUUCACUACAAUUAUACGAGACUGACAACUACGAGGUGGUCCGUUGCGUGAUUGAACUGGGAGGGGAGAGAGAGGAAGAGGUCAGAGGCCUUACAUUCCGAUUCAUCGGUGAAACGGAUGUGUGA